GUCCAGCAGCAUGUUUUGAUUUUCCCCGGGGACAGCAAAAAAUCGCUUUAAAAAAAGCGGAAAAGUGAAAAAUUGGGCUUUUCGUGCGCGAUAAAAACCAUUUCAAAUCAUUUGCAACACCCUACUGCUCGUUUCUUGCUGGAAAAGUAGGCCUUCCCGGCCGUGCAUACCGUGGAAAACUCGGGCAGAUCCACAACAAGAUCACGAAAACGAUUUCCCGCUCACGAUGGCAAACGAAUUUACCGUACUCCCGUUAAAGUUCGAGGAAGGCGAUACGCAUUUUCACCAGCUGUUUGUGAAAAAGAACACCGCCAAAACCUCGUCCACAAAAAAACCUGCCGGAAGAACUCUUUACGCCGUUAACGUUCCUCCGUACGUGACCGCGGCUUCCCUGGGGCUAGCAUUUUCAGCGGCAGGAGCGAUAGAAAGGGUAUCCCUGCAAGAAAAACCAUCCAGUAAGAAAUCUGUGCCGGAACAGAAAACGGCCGGUAAAGAUCACUUCCAGUUUAAGGUGGCCUACGUCGUUUUCCGGGAUGAGAACGACAUCAAAAAACUGCUCAAGAAACGGCAAAUAAACCCGCUAAAUGCCGACCAACAACUACUGACCGGUAUUGAAAAAUGGUCGAAAUCGUACCAGGAACGCAUUCCCGAUCCGGUAGCGAUGCAAGCGGAAAUCGAUAUGUACAUGGCCACCUACGAUAAGGCCGUGGAAAAGAAAAAACUAGAGGAGAGCCGCCAAACGCAGGACGACGGAUGGACAACGGUGACGAAGAAAAAUUCGGGCGUUUUCUCGCAAAAGCAGUCCGUGGUGAAGAAACUGGAAAAGAAGCUGGACAGCGACCGUAGCACGAAAGAGCUGCGAAACUUCUACACUUUCCAAAUUCGUGAAUCGAAGAAAAACGAAAUCAUCAGUCUGCGGAAGAAGUACGAUCGCGAUCUUAAGAAAAUGGAGCAGAUGAAGAAAACGAAACGUUUCAAACCCUAUUAAUGCGGAUGAGCAAUCAAUAAACGGAGCGGACUUUAUAA
Molecule: messenger RNA, 1026 nt
Organism: Anopheles darlingi
Lineage: Eukaryota; Metazoa; Arthropoda; Insecta; Diptera; Culicidae
Product: ribosomal RNA-processing protein 7 homolog A
Exons: 2
Coding region: 227-988 (253 amino acids)
Biological process (GO): rRNA processing; ribosomal small subunit assembly
Cellular component (GO): UTP-C complex; CURI complex
Molecular function (GO): nucleic acid binding
Source: RefSeq, a predicted model, not a curated record